This is a messenger RNA of Camelina sativa (false flax), 1402 nucleotides long. Its product is annotated as MLP-like protein 34. The record is from RefSeq and is a predicted model, not a curated record. NCBI's taxonomy places the organism in Eukaryota, Viridiplantae, Streptophyta, Magnoliopsida, Brassicales, Brassicaceae. Gene Ontology annotation, biological process: defense response.
GAAAUCUCAAUACAUCUCACCAAAAACAAAACCACCCCCUCUUAAAAAAACAUCUAACUUCUUUUUGAAAAUCAAAUCAGCCGUGAAAAACAUGGCAGAGACGACAGUAACAGUGGCACCGAUGGGAGUUGAGAUGAAGAAAACAGAGAUGUCUAGUUUGGUGGGGAAGCUUGAGACAGACGUGGAGAUCAAAGCUUCGGCUGGACAGUUCCAUCACAUGUUCGCGGGGAAACCACAUCAUGUGUCCAAAGCAUCUCCCAGAAACAUUCAGGGCUGUGACUUGCAUGAAGGCGAUUGGGGCAAAGUAGGCUCUAUCGUCUACUGGAACUACGUUCAUGAUGGGGAGGCAAAGGUAGCAAAGGAGAGGAUCGAGGCGGUGGAGCCAGAGAAGAACUUAAUCACCUUUAGGGUUAUAGAAGGUGAACUGAUGAAAGAGUACAAAAGCUUCUUGCUCACAAUCCAGGUGACCCCAAAGCAAGGAGGACCAGGGAGUAUUGUGCACUGGCACCUUGAGUAUGAGAAAAUUAGCAACGAGGUGGCUCAUCCCGAGACUCUCCUGCAGUUCUGUGUUGAAGUCUCCAAAGAGAUCGACGAACAUCUCUUGGCCGAGGAAGAAGAGGUGAAGGAAGAAGAGGUGAAGCAAACAGAUACGUCUAGUUUGGUGGGGAAGCUUGAGACAGACGUGGAGAUCAAAGCUUCGGCUGAGAAGUUCCAUCACAUGUUCACUGGGAAACCACAUCAUGUCUCCAAAGCAUCUCCAGGCAACAUUCAGGGAUGUGACCUUCAUGAAGGCGAUUGGGGCACAGUGGGAUCUAUCAUCUUCUGGAAUUACGUUCAUGAUGGGGAGGCAAAGGUUGCGAAGGAGAGGAUCGAGGCGGUAGAGCCAGAGAAGAACUUGAUCACGUUUAGGGUUAUAGAUGGUGAUCUGAUGAAAGAAUACAAAAGCUUCUUGCUCACGAUUCAGGUGACCCCUAAACAGGGAGGGCCAGGGAGUAUUGUGCACUGGCACCUUGAGUACGAGAAAAUUAAUGAGGAAGUUGCUCAUCCCGAAACUCUGCUUCAGUUCUGUGUCGAAGUCUCCAAAGAGAUCGACGAACAUCUCUUGGCCGAGGAAUAGAGGAGAGUACUCCUCCAUAUAUGUGUGCCUUAAGUUUAAUAUAUGAAUGAAAAUGCAAUAAAUAAGGACAAAUGAGCUACAUAUGUCCGAGUUUGUGAGAUAUGCAAUUAAGUUUGAGUGUGCAUGAAUGCUAUGCAAUCCUUUUAUGUUAAAAUUGUAACUAUCAGAAGCGACGUUUAGCAGCUUGAUCGAUGAGGCUUAUAUAGCCGAUCCCAAAAAUAUAUAAGUAUGUUAUGUUUGCUAAUGUAAUAUAUGUUUGGAUAAACGAAGCCUUAAUUAUGUUUA